CUUUAGCGGUUAGCGCAUCAGAACGCAACAGCAAAGCAAAACCCAAUCAAAUCCUUUUCCUCCAAAUCUCGCCAAAUUCUUCGAGCGAGACACGUAUAAACUCUCACUCGCUCACUCACACCUCACACGCUGCUGCUGCUGCUUCUCGAUGAGGAAUAUUUUUUUUGCUUCGGUUAAAGCAACGCUAAUUCCCCGCGUCGCAAGCAUGCGUUUCUAGGAGAAAGUAAAGCUUGCGUUUUUGAGACUAAAGCUUGCGUUUUUUGUUUUUUAAUUGUGGAGUUUGGGAGGAGGAGGGGAAAAAAUCGCGAUCAGGAAAAGGCAUCUCGAGAAUAAUUAUUUAAGUCCCCAGAGCGAGCAGUGACGCGAAAUUCCCCAGGAGAGAUCUCCAUCUCCACCUCCACUGCUCAGGCGGGGAUGUCGUCGGCGGCGUCGGCGUCGGCGGCCGGAGGGGCAGGCGAGGAGGGCGCCGCCGCCGCCGCGCAGCCGCAGCAGGAGGGGCCGGUGGUGACCUGCAAGGGCGUGAACGGGCUCGACAAGGUCGUCCUCCGGGAGGUCCGAGGCAGCUCUGCCGAGGUGUACCUGUAUGGCGGCCAUGUCACAUCAUGGAAAGAUGAGCAUGGAGAGGAGCUGCUUUUUGUUAGUAAUAAGGCUAUUUUCAAACCUCCAAAAGCUAUACGUGGAGGGAUACCAAUCUGCUUUCCUCAGUUUUCCAACUUCGGAAAUCUGGACCCACAUGGCUUUGCAAGGAACAGGACCUGGAGUGUUGAAAAUGAUCCACCACCAUUUCCAGUACCAACUUCUAAUAAAGCUUACGUCGAUUUAAUCCUUACGCAUACUGAAGAAGAUCUAAAGAUCUGGCCACAUAGUUACGAGUUCCGUCUGAGAGUUGCACUUGGACCUGGUGGAGAUCUGAUGCUGACUUCACGUAUAAGAAAUACCAAUGCAGAUGGAAAGCCAUUCUCAUUUACAUUUGCAUAUCACACAUACUUUUCAAUAUCUGAUAUCAGCGAGGUGCGAGUAGAAGGCCUGGAAACUCUGGAUUACCUAGACAACUUACAAGAGAGAAAUCGAUACACUGAACAAGGGGAUGCAAUUGUUUUUGAAUCUGAAUUGGACAGAAUAUAUCUGGGCACACCGUCAAAAAUUGCCAUUAUUGAUCAUGAGAAGAAAAGAACAUUUGUUGUGAGGAAAGGUGGCCUUCCUGAUGCUGUUGUUUGGAACCCUUGGGACAAGAAGGCUAAGGCUAUGUCAGACUUUGGGGAUGACGAAUAUAAACGCAUGGUCUGUGUGGAGGCAGCUGCUAUAGAAAAGCCGAUUACUUUGAAGCCUGGUGAGGAGUGGACUGGAAAGUUGGAACUGUCUGCUGUCCCAUCUAGCUAUUACAGUGGUCAGCUGGAUCCUGAUCGUGUUCUUCAGGAUUCAAGUGUCCCGGAGGACUCAAUCAGCUAGUCCUUAGUGGAUAUUUGUCCAGGUAGACUAUUAUAUCAUAUGCAUAAGGGACAUUGGCAACAAGGAGUGUCAAAACGUUUAUUCCAUUCUAUUCAAAUCUUUGUUGUUUUUUGGCAUGCAUAUCUGAACUGAGGAAUUUCAAAAUUGAUUUACGUUUUGAUAUCUACAUAACGUAAGGGGACGGGUCGGUAUUAAUACCCUGUAUAUGCAUGUUUGAAGUGAGAAACAUCUCAUUGGGUUGUAAAAUAAAAAUCAAUACUGUAUCUCUUUUUUGAUCGGCACCUUUUCCAUUCUAAUAUCAAGUAAAAUAGUACACCUACAAAACGUAGUCACCUGUCCUACGAACGUGCAUAUGAGGUAUAAACAUUCUGAGCUUGGUUAAAACCAGGACUUGUUUGGAUCCAUAAUUUACCUGUGCUUGUACUUUGGUUUGAACACCUUUUUCUUGAUGGAGAUGGAUGCAGAAGUGUGAAGUCACCUUGAUGCUUCAGGGUAGCUGUUAUUGCAGUAGGAGAAAAUGAAGUAUCUGGUGUUUAGCGAAGCUGGACAUUAUCAACGUCAGCUAUUUAGAGUUAGCUCCAGAUCGCCGUGUUUUGAUUAAUUUUCCAAGUUGAUAUGAAAACGCGGUUGUAAAAUGAAUUGCCACAAAUUUCUGUCGAACCAAAUUAAAUUAUGGUUAGACUAAUUA
This is a messenger RNA of Oryza sativa Japonica Group (Japanese rice), 2137 nucleotides long. Its product is annotated as putative glucose-6-phosphate 1-epimerase. NCBI's taxonomy places the organism in Eukaryota, Viridiplantae, Streptophyta, Magnoliopsida, Poales, Poaceae. Gene Ontology annotation, cellular component: cytoplasm. Gene Ontology annotation, biological process: carbohydrate metabolic process. The record is from RefSeq and is a predicted model, not a curated record. Gene Ontology annotation, molecular function: carbohydrate binding; glucose-6-phosphate 1-epimerase activity.